CCCCCCCCUAACACCCAAAGCCCUCAUGCGGCUUCUCCCCUUCCUCACGCUCAUUCCAGCCGCCCUCGCAAGGGCGGCACGCCUUCAGUCCGCUGCCGCUCCUCAAGAAUAUGUCAACACCGCCGUCGCCCGCACCGUCGAGCUCGGCGGCAGCACAACCCUCGUCACCACACAGUACAACGUCAAGGCGUUGAAUGCCGACCCGGGGUCCUACAUCCUCGCGCUGGCAGCAUCAGGUCAGCCAGAGCCUGCAUGGUACGAGGUGCUUGUCGGGGGCAAGGCAGUGUCUGUCGAGGCCGGCCGCUUGGGCGAUGCGCCGGUCGCUGUCGUGCCCAUGGGCAAGCUGAGGAAGGAUGACACGGUGACAAUCUCCUUGAAUGCGAUCACUGCGCACGCCGCGCGCCCUCUCCCCGAGGAGAUCGAGCAGCGCGAACCCCAGUUUAUGAUCUGGGAGUCGGAUACCACUCUCGUUGACUCGGCGUACAAGUGUGACGUCGAGCGUAUCAAGAUCCGCACCCCAACGUCUGUGAUUCUCUCCCACGGUACCGUCCCAAAGACGUACACUCGCGACUCUGAUGUCACCAAGAGCUCGGCAACAAUCACGCUUGGUCCAUUCCACGGCGUUCCGCCCACCAUUGGCGCCGACGCAAGCGCGGAGCAGUCGCCCUUCUACGUCCACUACGAGACGCGCGAGCCCAUCAUCGGCAUCCGUACGCUCAAGCGCGCGGCUGAGGUCUCGUACUGGGGGGCCAACCUCAACAUUCAGGACGAGGUCGGCCUCUUCAACGACGGACCUCAGCUCAAGGGGCAGUUCUCGCGCCUUGCGCACCAGCAGUCGCGCUUCCACGCCGGCAAGCCCGCGCAGGUGCUCUCCGAGUUCACCCUCCGCCUCCCGCCUUCAGCGCACAGCGUGUACUACUACGACGUGAUUGGCAACGUGUCGACCUCGCGCUUCCGCCCCGGCCAGCCCGCCGUUGGCAAGAAGCGUGUUGUGGACGGCUCGCUCGAGCUGCGUCCCCGCUACCCCGUCCUCGGAGGGUGGAACUACUCGUUCACCGUGGGCUGGGACAUGCCUCUCGCCGAGAACCUUCGCACCGACGGCGACCGCGCCAUCCUCGAAGUGCCCUUCCUCACGCCGCUCAAGGGCGUCGUCGUCGACCAGGAGGAGCUGACCAUCGUCCUCCCCGAGGGCGCGACCGACGUCGAGGUGUUUGCCCCGUUCCCCCUCGACUCGAUCUACCACGGCGUCCACCGCACCUAUCUCGACACGAUCGGCCGCCCCAAGGUCGUCAUCACCAAGCGCUCCGUCACUGAAAACCACGCCGUACCCGUGUACGUCACCUACUCGUAUCCGCUCAGCGCGCGCUUCACCAAGCCGCUUGCGGCGGGUGCAUUCGCCGGCUCUGCCCUCGCGCUGUUCAUGCUCCUCCGGCGCGUGAACUACGACAUCGAGAAGAAGUAAUCUCGUUAGACAGUAGCAUAGAUGCAUGUGUGAGAAGACGUGCGGUGCUCCAUGAUGGUCGUGUUAGGCGAGUUUUAAGGCUCGCGAAAUGGGACGCAGUGAGAUGUGCUAUGCAUGCGAUGA
Cutaneotrichosporon oleaginosum is the source of this 1585-nucleotide messenger RNA. RefSeq lists its product as uncharacterized. Gene Ontology annotation, cellular component: oligosaccharyltransferase complex; membrane. Lineage: Eukaryota; Fungi; Basidiomycota; Tremellomycetes; Trichosporonales; Trichosporonaceae. The record is from RefSeq and is a predicted model, not a curated record.